Molecule: messenger RNA, 990 nt
Organism: Fragaria vesca subsp. vesca
Lineage: Eukaryota; Viridiplantae; Streptophyta; Magnoliopsida; Rosales; Rosaceae
Exons: 3
Coding region: 82-321 (79 amino acids)
Biological process (GO): mitochondrial translation
Molecular function (GO): structural constituent of ribosome
Source: RefSeq, a predicted model, not a curated record
AGAGAGAAGAAUCUCGAACGUCUGCAAAUCAGCCAAGCCAAAGCCCUACUGCCGGUUCGGCGAUUAAUCGAGACGAUUCGAAUGGGUCGCAAAGCAGGUUCGAUAUACAUUAAUCCAAAGAAAUUCGGUGCUUUUCACAAACCUUGCAUGAAGGAAAUGGUAACAUUUCUCAGUUGCUUGGCUCUUAACAGCAACUGUGACGAGAAGUGUGUAAGGCAGAAGGAGCUUUUGAGUACCUGCAUGGAUUCUCAGAGCAACAAAAACAAAUCAAUGGGAAGCAUUAAUUACCACUUGCAGAGGCUGAGCAGGGGAAGGAAGUAGUUUGUGUGUUAGAAGAGAACGACUUAAAAUUAGGGCCUGAUUCUUCUGGGUGGCAGAUGGUAAGGUAGGGAAAGCUGUUCUAUUGUUGCACCUUAGAAUUUUCACACAUAAUUCUCCAUUUUGAUCUUAGUGUUUAAGCUUUGAGAAAUUAUGGAUGUAUAAUUUUGAGCAAUUCUCUUGUAGUUCAAGGAUAUUUCAACAAGUUUGUUUUAUAUGUAAACCGGUUGACUCGGGAAAGUUGAGUUCUUGAUUUUUAUGGUCACUUGAACUGGUUAGUCCUCUAUUUCAAGAAACAUAAUAUCUGUAAGAAAAGCUUAGAGAUACCGAAUUGUAAUUUAUGAUAAUAAUACCAACAUACAGGCAGCAAAUUCUGACGAACACCAAGCACAAUCCAGUAUGUUGACUGUGUUUCUGCUGAGAAUGCUAGCCGAUUUAACAUAUGCUGGUUAGGGUUCUUGCUGUGCUUUGUUUUUAUGUUUUUGUUUGUUUUUUUUUUUUCACAAUAAAGGUUUCUUCUCAUACCUCAUUACCUGAUUUACCUCGAUCAAAUCCAAGCAAAAUAAUUAAUAGGAUAUCCAAGAUUAUAGAAUGUAAUGAGCAACCACAUAAAUAAUUCAUGUCACUUGCAAUUACAUCUCAGAACAAAUUAAAACUGAAUUUCUGAAAAAC